Messenger RNA from Dreissena polymorpha, 5694 nucleotides. RefSeq lists its product as uncharacterized. The transcript has 10 exons. Lineage: Eukaryota; Metazoa; Mollusca; Bivalvia; Myida; Dreissenidae. Bases 44 to 1615 code for a protein of 523 amino acids. The record is from RefSeq and is a predicted model, not a curated record.
GAUACUGACUCGACGUAAACAUUCAGAACAUGACUGGAGAACCAUGGAAGUGUUCCUCUAUAGGGCUCUAUACGUCUCCCUAUGUCUCACAUUUGUUGAGUCCACAGCCAACUACCAACUGUUCAAGGGGCCAAAGACUGGUGAAACACAGCGCUAUCAAGUUUGUCCUAUGCUGUCCCAGCCAUGUUCCCACUGCUUUUACUGCGAAGAUGGCGUCCUGUCAGAUUCCACUUACGAAUAUAAACAGGAUGUACUAUGUAACCAGUACUACAUGUACAGACACAAAAAUAUGUCAGAGGCUCUUCUACCAGAAGAGUUAGCAAACAACAAAAUACCAGUGUGCAAUAUUGGGCAAGUUCCAGGAUGUGGCCCUCCGCCUCAAGAUAACAUUCAGCCAGGACUGUCCUGGAAAUGUGACCUAGGCCACAGUAAUCAACCCCACUCUGUCUACUUCUCCUGUGCCCUGAUCUGCAACUAUACAAACACUGUGGCUUACCAGUACUACUGCAAUGAAAGUCUGCGCUGGGAACUUCUGGAAGCGGCUAAUUCUAGCUGUCGAUCAAAUGUGUCUGAUGAGAUUGUGACGGAUGCAUCAAUUGAUACUACAGAAACAGGUUCGAAUGUACCGGUAUCUAUGAUUGUUGGAUGUACAGUGGCUGGUGGGGUGAUAAUUCUAGUCAUUUUGAUAAGCUGCUUCAUCAAGUGCUUCAUCUACCGUAAACACAGAGAGGAUGGUAAACCUAGAGAAAAUGAAGUUGUACGAAAUGGAAAACACACUCAAAAUGGUUCUUCAAAUAAAAAUAAUUUGAUAAGAAGAGAACAUGGAACAGAGAUUGAAAUGACAGCGAUGCUUGUUAAUGAAAACAUCCAGGCUAAACCGCAAGAUGAACAUCAGACUAAUGUAAAAAUGUGUGAUCCUUUUGAAAGCAGUGGUCCAUACACAUGUACAAGCGAAAUUCCAUUAAUAAAAUCACACAAUAACAGCCCAAUUAAUGGCAUGCCUCCAGAAAAUUGCAAAAAACAGAUUUUCCACAGGAACAAGAAUAGUGAAACAACCAGUGGCAUUACCAUCAAAUUCAAACUUGAAUUGAACUUGAAAUGGAAAACGUGCGUGGAUGUAAAUGGAGUCUAUGUUAUUCCAUCAGGUGCAGAGGAGAUCAGGAUAUGUAUAAAUCCCAAUCAAUCAAAGGAUAUCUGUGUGGAGAAGGAAGCUGGACCAAAUACUACAGGACAAUACGAUAUUGGGAAAACACAGUUUGUGAUUAAUCCCAAAAAAGAAAAAGAAGAUUGCAGUGGAAAGUAUUGCUGUAAAUUUACCCUUCAUUCAAGCCAAGAAGAAAAGACUGAACUUUUUGAGAUGCAAAUUUUAAGGAAAAAAAUUAACAAUGAUGUGAGUCAGCCUGAUUCAAAUUGGGCUCCACUAACUCUUAGUUCGUUGGCGUCAAAAGACUCGGGUUUAGAGUCAUGUAAAGAUCCACAUGGACAUAUUCCUGUCGACAAAGCGCCCAAGGAAAGUGAUUCAUUAGUGAACUGGAAUAAUCUAUCUUUAGACGAUGUGAUGGUGGAAAAUGAAACAACCCCGUGUCUAACAAAAGGCCAGAAUAGGAGCAGUUGAUUUGCGGCACUUUGUUAAGUAUAAUUUCAUGGGAAAUUGAGAUAUUGCUUUACACCUCUAUCAGUUGUUUAGAUCGCUUGUUCCUCCAUAGACCUCUUUUCCGCAUUAUAUUUGAAGAACGCUUUUAGUUAUUGACAUGCACAUUUUUCUGAUUAUUAUGGUUUCUUGAGAGAAAAGGAAGACACCUAAUGAUUUUGAAGUCAAAAGGUCAAAGGAAUGGUCAAAUUGUUACAUAAAAUUUGUUUCUGCGCAAUAUUUUCAAAAUGCUUUUACCAAUUAUCAUGCUUUAUUGGUUGCUUUGGUGGAAAAGUUGACACUUGAUUUUAAGGUGAAAAGUCAAUGUCACAGGGAGUUAUCUAUGAAAUUUGCUUCCACUUAGCGAACUCUUUGGUCUUCAGUCAAAAGUUACAUGAGCUUGCAACAUGAAAUUUAUUUCUGCAUGAUACCUAUAGAACGCUUUGAUUACUGAUCAUCCAUAUUGGUUUGCUAAUCCAAAAGAAAGGAAGAUGCCCAUCAACUUUGUAUCUAGAUGUCGAAUAAAAAAGAAUUUCUUCAUACACAAGUUUGUUACAGCACGAUAUGGAGAGAGAUUUUAACCUGUGACAAUCACAAUUUAUAUGCUGGUUAUUCUAGGGAAACUGGAGAAAUUUGAGGUUAACCAGUCAAAGGUAAAUUUCACAGAUGUUGUUCCAUGUAAAUUGUUUGAAUAACUUUUAAUAUAUGACUCAUCCUGAUUACCUUUCAUUUAACUUCCUUUCAUACUUGCAUUUAACUAUACUUACUACAUACAGGUUGAUGUACAUGCAUGUUUAAAAUUUUAUAGAUAUGUGAUGUAUAAUUAUUGUAUUAUUGUAUAACUUUAACCCAAUCAGCCCUACUGUUAUAUUUAUGUACUGAAUCUCGUUUAAAUGGAGUUCUGUAUAUAUGCGUGCAAUGAUAUGCAAUGUGAAAUGCUAGUGUGGUGAAGCUACACCUUUCGAUGAAGCUCUGAAGUCUGAAUGCCUUAUGACGUAAAAAUUUGUCUGUUUUAAUUGGUUUAUAAAAAAGCGUUUUUUAAUCGCAUUUAGUUUUCAAACAAAUCCUCCUUACAAAUCUGUCUGAAUAUGUUAACUGAUUUUGCUAAUCUUCUGGUCAAAAUAUGUUAAAAUAGGACAAUUAUAUACAUGUAAAUAUAUUUCAAAAACUGGUAACUUGUGUGUAUUCUUAAUUAAGGACAUUUGUUUUUUCAUCAAUUUUAUAACAUAAAGUUCUAAUAUAAACAUGUAUUAGAUAUUCUCAGGUUUUGGCUGUUUUGAUAUACAUGUUUUGUUAUAACUCUCAUUUGUUUAUUUGUGUUACCAUGUUUAGUUUCUACAGUGGCAAAUAAAUAUGAUAUUAAAUAUUUAAAUGCCAAACAUGUGUCAUAUAAUCAGUCUACAAAUAACAAUACAAUUUCUAACAAAAAAUAUUUUUUAAAAAGAUUUUCGGUUUUAAUCCUGAUUUCGAAAUAAAGUUAAACAAUUUAUGUUUUUAAAUAAUGAAAUUGAAAACAAAGGUUUAAUUGUUGUUUUUGUUAGUUGCAUAACCACCGCAUGAAAUGUGUUUUAUUUAGUGUUUGCAAAUAGAAAUUUAACAACGGGAGAUCACAUGAUAUGUGUCCUCACAUGGCUUAUCAUGAGUUUAUUUCUUCACCAUCGAAAUGUUUGGUAUGUUUCAGUAACAUAAAUACUCAAAAUCAACGAAUACAUGUAUGUCGUAAAAUAAGUUUACCCAUAAAAGAAACGUGUUCCUUUUAGCAAUAGACAUAUAAAAAAUUUCAACGCUAGAUGUGGUAUGGUAACCUAAACUAAACGAGAUAAACAAUGCUUGAUUAAUUUUUUUGUUUCACAUUACAUUCUGUGAAAAUUUCCUGCGACGAUAUCCAAACAUUUAAAAGCAAACACGAGAUUGGCUUUGGGCAGCGUCGGAAGCGCGAGGUAGUUCUCAUGAGCUGUCUAAAGCUAAUCAAAAGAAUGUAGUUUUCUAUGUUAGCAAAUAAGUAAAUGCCAUUAAUUGCAAGUAUAUACUAUAUCCAAUGCUAAAUAUCCUAUUGAUUAUUUCUCAAACAAACUAUUUCACUAUACAACAUCUGGCAUUUUAACCCAUGUCAGUUUUUUCUCUGUUAUUUUUAUGCUCCCCGAAAAUUUAUUUUGGGGGGAGCAUAUAGUCGCCGCUUUGUCUUUUCGUGUUUGGGUCUGUUUGUCUGUCUGUCUGUCCGUCCUUGCACAAUUUUUGUCCGGGCUAGUUGUCAGCAACUAAUGACCGAAAUUCAAUGAAACUUUAUGGGCAGCUUCACUAACCAACAGGAGAUGUGCAUAUUAUCAGCCGGUUCUCGUCGGAUGAUUUUUUACAGAGUUAUGGCCCUUUGAAAUUUUCCAUUGUACAUAUAGUGCAAUUCUUGUCCGGGCUAUUUCGCAGCAACUAAUGACUGGAAUUCAAUGAAACUUUAUUGGAAGCUUCACUACCAAGAGGAAAUGUGCAUAUUUGUUUCAUGCUUUAUUUUGUUUUCAUUGUGAGAAAGCUGCUGAUCAGUUCAUUUCGAAGCUGAUUCGAGGUGAUAUUCGUUCUUAGCACUUUUUUAUCUGUCGCACUUUUGUGUUUCUUUUUGAAUUCAGUUUCCUAUUCUGUCGUCUUUUGCAGUUUUUAGUCCUACUACCAGGUCUAGAUCAGCAGCUUCCUACACAGUUUUUAAUUGCCUCAAAUUUUAUUUAUGCUUUAAUAUUGUCAAACUUUUUUCAGUGUUGUAUGUAAUUUAUUGUCUUAAUUUGUGCUUUCACCCUUAAAAACAUGUAUUUGAUCUUUCGUUUAGCUGUUUUACUCCUGUUUUAUUGCUUACACUUGUUGUUUAGUCGGUUAAAAAGCUUUGCAGCUUAUGUUAUUUGUUAUAUGUCUUGCCGACUCAAAAUAAAAUUUAUAUUUUAUAUAUUUAUAUAUUAUCAGCCGGUUCUCAUCGGAUGAUUUUUCACAGAGUUAUGGCCCUUUGAAAUUUUCCAUUGUACAUAUAGUGCAAUUCUUGUCCGAGCUAUUUCUCAGCAACUUAUUACGGGAAUUUAAUGAAACUUUAUGGGAAGCUUCACUAAUAACAGGAGAUGUGCAUAUUAUCAGCAGGUUAUGGUCGGAUGAUUUUUCACAGAGUUAUGGCCCUUUGAAAUUUUCUAUUAACUGUACAUAUAGUGCAAUUCUUGUCCAGGCUAUUUCUCCCCAACUACUGACUGGAAUCCAAUGAAGCUUUAUGGGAAGCUUAACUACCUUAAGGAGAUGCGCAUGUUAUUUGUGGGUUCUGGUUAGAUGAUUUAUUUAGAGAGUUAUGGCCCUUUGAAAUUUUUAAGUUGCUAAACCAUCAAUUGUAUUAUUUUGUCCAAAGUUAUGCCCCUCAAAACGUUCCCUUUUAUCUGAAUAUAUAGUGCAAUAUUGUGACAAAAGAACCUUUGGGGAGCAUCACCCGUCUCCGACGGUUUCUUGUAACCACUUUACUUUUGGCAUAUUUACCUGUGGUAUUUUUACCUCAGACAUUUAUACUGCACACCAUUAAAAAACAAAAAGUACCUCGAUUUUUUUACACGAUUUUUUCUAAAUGAUAAAUUAGAUUAAUCACAGUAGAUUACUGAUAAGAGUUGAUUAGAGAUAAGACUGUAGGAUAGAAUAAGUUUACACAUGUUAUCAUAUGUUUUUGUAAUUUAUCAUUUUUAUGCCCCAUUUCGAAGAAAAAGGGGUAUAUAGUUUUUGCACUGUCCGUCAGUCCGUCUGUCAUACUUUUCAUGUCCGCUCUCUAAUUCAAAUAGUUUUCAUCCGAUCUGUACCAAACUUGGUCAGAAGUUGUAUCAAGACAAUAUCUAGGUCAACUUUGAAUAUGGUUCAUGCCGGGUCAAAAACUAGGUCACGGGGUCACAUUGUGCAUUUCAAGGAUUUAGCAUGGUAAAAAGUUCAUAUCUUCUAUCAAAGCGUUUAUUGGGGGCAUAUGUCAUCCUAUGGUGACAGCUCUUGUUGCGCAUGUUUUUCUUAGCAUUUAUGUUUAACACAUUUAAUAUUUAUAUAAUGUUUAUAAUGAACUUUAAACAAUA